Trichomonas vaginalis G3 is the source of this 849-nucleotide messenger RNA. RefSeq names its product cyclin-dependent protein serine/threonine kinase protein. Gene Ontology annotation, cellular component: nucleus; cytoplasm. The transcript has a single exon. Gene Ontology annotation, biological process: protein phosphorylation; intracellular signal transduction. The coding region runs from base 1 to 849 and encodes 282 amino acids. Gene Ontology annotation, molecular function: ATP binding; protein serine/threonine kinase activity. NCBI's taxonomy places the organism in Eukaryota, Parabasalia, Trichomonadida, Trichomonadidae. The record is from RefSeq and is a predicted model, not a curated record.
AUGUUGUCUGGUCCCAAGAGAUAUGAAAAAACAACUGAUCUUCAGCAAGGUACUUUUGGUAUUGUAUACCUUUGCAAAGACCUUCUAACAAAGAAAACUGUUGUUUGCAAGGAGUCAGACAUUGAUGAAAUUAGUGCUCAAGAAAUUGAAACGUUAAAAAGCCUUAAACAUCCAAAUAUAAUUCAAAUGCUUGAUUCAUUCAAAGAUUUUAUGUCCGAAUUUAUCAUAAUGGAGUAUGGAGGAAAAGAUUUGCUCCAAAUUUUAGAAGAUAAUCCUAAAAUGGAUAUAAAAGAAAUCAAAUACAUUACUCGUGAAGUUCUUAAAGGAGUCGAAUAUAUACAUUCAAUGGGAUAUAUCCACCGUGACCUUAAAUCUUCAAAUAUUUUGGUCUCAGAAACAAACGAGAUUAAAAUUAUCGACUUUGGAUAUUGCAGAAAGAUAAAAGGCAGGCCAUUAACACCUUGCAGAUUUACAAAUCAGUUUGCUCCACUUGAUUGUCUACUUGGAUUUAUUGAUUAUAAUGAGAAGAUGGAUAUUUGGGGUGUCGGUUGUAUAUUAGGGCAUAUGCUUGCUGGAAAACUCUUAUUUGAAGGCGAUUCUCAAAUUUCAGUUUUGAUGAAUAUUCUUCAAGUUUUGGGAACUCCUAAAGCUGAAGAUUGGCCAGAAAUGAAAUCAAUCGAGUAUUUCGAGUCAUUCCAGCUUCCUGAAUACAAGUCAACCUUAGAUACAAUUCUACCAAAGGAUGUGGAUCCACAAGCUGUUGAUCUCCUCUUGAAGAUGCUAGAACCAAGCCAAUCAAAGAGAAUUUCUGCUCAUGAAGCCCUCCAACAUCCAUUUUUGGCUGAAUAA